Biomphalaria glabrata is the source of this 8502-nucleotide messenger RNA. Its product is annotated as FYVE, RhoGEF and PH domain-containing protein 4-like. Gene Ontology annotation, molecular function: guanyl-nucleotide exchange factor activity; metal ion binding. Bases 745 to 5292 code for a protein of 1515 amino acids. The record is from RefSeq and is a predicted model, not a curated record. Gene Ontology annotation, biological process: cytoskeleton organization; filopodium assembly. NCBI's taxonomy places the organism in Eukaryota, Metazoa, Mollusca, Gastropoda, Planorbidae. Gene Ontology annotation, cellular component: cytoplasm. The transcript has 21 exons.
AAAAACACGAUGAGAGUGAGAGAGAGAAAAUAAAGACAUUUUAGACUUCAAGUCCUCCCAGCUCACUAGAAGUAUUGACGUUCAGCGCUACUUUCGACCAGGGUGGGAUAGUUGUGGCGGGCCAUAAAGAAGACUUCGCUGCUCAUCUACACACCCAAAAGGACAACAUAAACAUUCUUUUUUUCUGUAAUAUUUCGCUGACAACGCGGAAGCCGUGUAUCAAGGCGCUGAUCAAAAUGUUUCGUUGCUUUGCAAAAAAAAAAAAGGAAAUAAAGAAGAAUACUUCACUUUUCAUGUCUGUGGUUGAGGGAUAGUGGCUCUAGUUUUGAAAGGAUAUAUUUCACGUGGAUGUCCCGGGAUCCUGCGCAUCGGGAAGAGAUCUACUUUCUUUAUCAUCGGUCAAACGUUGAAUGAAGACUGCCAACGCUGGUAAUGAAGCUUGUCUUUCUAAAGUGAUUGGCGAACUGUGUGGAACUUGGAUUUCUUGCUGUGACUUUGAUGUUUAAGUUGCAAGUGUCAACAGGUGAACAUCCAGAAAUGACCUGAACCAUCCUCAAAAGAAAGCUAACCUAGAAUGGUGAAGUGAAUAAAACUUUCAGACAAUGAACUAUUAUGAAAGCAUUAUUCAAAAUAACAAAAAUGUAGAAUGAACAACAAAAGACGUAACUCUGUAAUACAGUUGUGUCCCUUGUUUUAAAGGACGCACUAAUGUAAGGAUCGUUGCAUGGAGUUAGCUGUUGCAUCAUGGGACAAGACUUCUCUCUGGAGGAGCUUAAAACGAGUAUCAAAUUUGAGGGAACAUUGGACCAACUUCUCUCCAGCCUGGGGAAGCGCGUCAAGAGAGACAACUCAGCUCACCCAGAUGGAUACAUUGUGUACACGCGGCAUCGCACCCGCAGUGGGGCGCCCACCAUCAACAGAUGGUCAUAUGGAGAGGAAGAACUCCGGCGCUUUGAGGUGGAAAAUGAUGGGUUCCCCUUUGCAGCAACCGAAGAAGAAAUUCGUCAAUUCGAUAAGGCAUUUUUUCAUGGGAAACCAGCCAAACCCAAGAAAUCAUGGGCUAAAAGCUUUUCGGAAGGGACACCACUGGCCUCGCUGCGCCGUCUUCAAGUGCCGUCAAGGCCAAAGUUCAUUGAUAAGUUUCUUCUUGGGGCGUCUAGCUUGUCCAGGAAGUCUUCUGGAAAGCUAAAAAAAUCUCCGUCGGUUUCUUCCCAAGACUCUUCCAAGUUUUACUUGGACUUUCCGGAAGAUCAGAGUGAUGUAGGAUCAACGUGUGAUUCAGUUAGCCAGUGUUCUUCUAGCUUCGAAGGGCACAGUGACCACACAGGCUAUCUUGAUGUCAACUGUCAGGGUGAUGACUAUGAUGACGAGGCAGCACUAGACGAAGUAGUUGAAGAUUCUGACGGUGGAGAAAGCAGUCAUACGUCCUUAGAAAUUUGCAGUCAACUGAAUGUCUCAUCAGAGGAUCAAAGCUCGGAACUACAACUAAAGAACCAUCUCCAUGAUUACUCAGUAGAGGAGAUUAUUUAUGAUAUAACAGACGCAGAGCAACAGUUAAUAACAGACGCAGAGCAACAGAUAAUAACAGACGCAGGGCAACAGUUUAACUCGGACCAUGAACAUAUCAUAAAGAUCAGCUGCAACUCAGUUGAAAUUAGUGACAGCCAAAGUGUAGGUGCCCUUGACAUUCCUGCUGUCUCUGACAGCCCCACAGAAGCACAAGAAAGCACUUCAGACAGCCCCACAGAAGCACAAGAAAGCACUUCAGACGAGCCCCCAGAACCUUCCCUUGUCACAAAGGGUUUCGUUAAAAGACAGUGUCAAGUUUUCUUGCAAUCACUUCAGCCUUCAGAAUCAGCUCGUGAUUCUUUAGAUCUUAGCAGAAAGGUCAAGAGAUCUUCCAGUGAACUUAACCCCAACAGUUCUCUCUGUGGUCAGUACAGAAGACCAUUAAGCCCUCACAGCGAUAACCCUGACAAAUGGUCCAAAAGUCUAUAUGACAUCUCUCGUAACAAUAAAUUUACUGAAGCAGUCAUGGCUAAAGGCUACGUGAAGGCGCUGUCAGAGCAGAUCAAUCAACAAGGAGCAUUGAAACUCGAGGUUGACGACGAUGAUGCUAAAAAGGACGCACUUGAAGAGUCCGACGAGGAUGCCGUUUUCUUGCACCAGUUUAAAGAUCAGGGUUUAAGGCAAAGUUUUGUCAAAGAUUUAAUACAGGCAGCCGAAAGCCAAUCUUCAAAAGAAAACAGUAGUGGAAACUGUAAACCUCCAACAGUCAAGAAGCCUGGAGGUUAUGACCAAUCUCCACAUUCAGAACACAACUCUCCAUCUUCAGUUUCAUGUCACAAUUUAAGUUCUCAAACUGGAAUAAAUGGAGAUUCAUCAUUAAAUAAAUCAACAUCUUCUAACAUCAACCCAACCCCAAAAUUGUUUAUAAAGAAAACACCAGAGAAUGCUCUUUCACACAGCCGUAGCCUCCAUUUAUCCCAGUCCAGUAGCACAACAAAACAUUCUCCAAGCAAGGCAUCUUCAGUGAGGUCACACAGCACGACAUCACCUGGAGACAAACCUCACGUGGACUACAACAGCAAACCCAAAAAAUUGUCAUUGACUCCAGAAUUAACACAAAUGCUCAACGUAAAGGCUGAUUCACCUUCCGAGUCAUCUUUAGCGCACAAUGAAUCAUCCGUUUCAAAGUUUUCAGUUACAACAAACACAGUCGGGUCUCCAUCUGAGAUUAAACAUAGUGAAACUCAUGUGGCUAAACACAGUGAAACUCAUGUGGCUAAACACAGUGAAAUUCAUGUGGCUGAAUACAGUGAAAUGAGUGAGGCUAAACACAUUGAAAUUCAUUUGACUUAUCCCAAUGAAACAUCGCAUAAACACGCGGAUAUUCUCGUGACUAAACACAACACAACUUAUGUGACUACACACAGUAAAACACAAACACCUAAACACACGGAAACACAUGUUUCAUCACCUUCUUCUCACCCAACGUCACCCAUUUCUAAGUCAUCAAACUCAUCCUUGCCACAUCCCAUCUCUUCCCCUGGCACACACAUCUCAGCGUUACCUUCAGAGUUGCAGAUGACUUCCAGAAAUGAGUCCAACAAAAGUUGUGCUGGCACACAGCGUGAGGAUUCUGAAAGCUCAACUUCAUCCUCCAAUAGUCAUAACCUGGAGGUUUCAAUGCGGGUGUCGUCCACACGAAGUAGUCAGCAAUAUAGAGACUCUGUUUUCAACACUAUAUAUGACAAUGCUCCUGCUUUAAAUGCAGCGGAACUAUUUGACUCCAGUUGGUCAGAUUCUGAUAGCAUGGAUGAAUUUAGUGAUGGUGAGGAGAAACAGGAAGACAGGAAGAAAGUUGAGGAGAAGAAAAAGAAAGAGGAAGAAAAGAAAGAACCAUCUGUGUCUGAACAAGUGGAUGUAGCUGCUGAAGAUAAGAGAUUUAGAAUAGCUUCAGAACUAUUACAAACAGAGAGAGACUAUGUAGCCAGACUUCAUCUUCUACAUCAGGUAUUUUAUUUCACAUUAGACAAAGAGAAUCGUCAGCAACAAAUGUUUCCCCCAGACACACUGAGACACAUGUUUUCUAAUACAAAAAGUAUUUUCCUAUUUCACAACGACUUUCUGCUACCUCAGUUGGAAGAUAGAAUGAAAAAUUGGAAUGCUGAUCCGAGGAUAGGAGACCUGAUGAAGAAGAAUGCACCUUUUCUCAAAAUGUACACAGAAUACAUUCGUAAUUUUGACCGUGCCAUGAAACUUAUUAAUCAGUGGAUGGAAAAGUCUGUUCGUUUUUCUGAAAUCAUUAGAGACAUUCAGAAAAAACCUGAAUGUGGUUCCCUGUCCCUGCAACAUCACAUGUUAGGACCCAUACAGCGUGUACCAAGAUAUGAACUGUUAUUGAAAGAUUAUGUUAAACAUUUGCCUGAAAAUUCACCAGAUAAAAGUGAUGCCAAAGAUGCCUUAGACUUAGUCACAAAAGCUGCAUGUCACUCCAAUGAAGCUAUGAAAAAAAUUGAAACAUUCCAUAAGUUACUUGACAUCUACCAGAGUUUACGAGGAGAUGUACCAGUUGAUUUUAUCUCUCCUACAAGAGAGUUUGUAACUCAGGGACCAGUCACUAAAAUUUCAGCCAGAAGUGGUGAAAAACAACCAAGACAGAUCAUUCUAUUCAAUGACAUGGUCCUUGUCUGUGCCUACAUUCUUGGCGCAUACAGCGUGAGAUCUGUUUUAGAAGUGGACAGCCUAGAGAUCAAGCCAGGUAACAACAUGCACAUUCCAAACACAAUGAUGUUACGUAGUAAACAGAAAGCUGUGGAAUUAUUAGAUGAAAAUCCAAGUGGCGAACUGAUGGGAUGGAAGGUGAAAUUCGAAGAUGUUAUUGCUAACUACAAGCAGAGGAAAAGAUUUAUCAAGUCUAUUGAUGUUACAGAUGAUUCCAGUGAGACCAAUAUGCCUGAAAGUUGUCUGGGUAAGACAGCUCCAGUUUGGAUACCUGAUGAUGCUGCCACAAUGUGUAUGCUUUGCCAAAGCACUUUCAAUAUGGUUCGUAGGCGGCACCACUGCAGGUCUUGUGGCAAGCUAAUUUGCAAGUCAUGCUGUAAGAAAGCUCCACUGGAGUACAAGAAAAUGAAGAUUGACAGAGUUUGUGUUCUGUGUUAUGAUGUCAUUGUUAAUAAAAGGGGAGCAACUGAAACUUCUUCUGUUGUUGAUAAGAAGAAAGGUGUACUACAGGUAAAGGCAAGUGAUCCAGGACUUCUCUGUGGCUACAUGCAUUGUAGCACUGACAAUGGAGUGUCUUGGUCCAAACUGUGGGUGUCAGCUCGCAAUGAUUUCGCUCUGUACACAUUUAGAGCUCAUGAGGAUGUCAGUGCUAUUGGUUCCUUGCCUUUACCUGGACAUGAGGUUGAAUGUUUUGGAGAGUAUGAAAACAAGCAAAAUGUCUUUGGUUUAAAACACAAGAAUAAAAUUGUCUUCUUCUUUCAAGCUGACAAUGACAAAAAAUUGAAAAGAUGGGUUUCAUUGUUAAGCAAAUUGGUCAAAGCUGAACUACCAGAAGAAUCCUCCAGGCUGUCCUCACAAUCCAACACAAGUAACACAUCAUCUGACAACAUUGCCACUGAAGGUGGCAACAACCGCAAUAGCACGCACUCUGGCAGCCAGGCUGACUCAGGCUAUCCUGGAGACAGUAACAGCAGUCUGGCAGCUUUAGCUGCAGAGGACAUUGACCAUGAGAGUGCUGAUGGGGUCAGUCAGUAUGACAAUAUUGAUGCUGUGGUCAGUGAAUAGAAGCAUCUUCAAGAAAUGAAAGAAAACACAAUAGAUGAUUAUUUAUUUCCAAGUGUAGAAAGUCUUAAGGACAAUGUACCUAUAAGAAUAAAGAAAAAACAGAUUGAAACUGUUGGUAUGUUUCAGCUUUAAGCACAUUUACACCUGCAUCUUAUGAUAGAAUAUCUAUAUGAAUUUUCAUUUUCCUUAUUCAGUUAUCAUAUUUAGAGGGAUAAACCUUUUUUUACCCUCAUCAGGAACAUCUAUGCAAGCUUUUGUCAGGACCAAUAUAUAUUUCCAUGUCAACCAUUGGUAAAUUAGGUUUUGUAGUUUUAAUGAAUUUUGUUUUCUAAAUUUAAUUUGUUAAAGUGGUUUUUUUUUGGCAGUUCACAUUAUUACCAUAUUUACUAUUAUAAAUACCAUGUUGAGAAUAAUAGGCCUACAUAUUAUUUUCAUAAUUUUGUUGCAUUUUUUCACUUUAAACAGCACAAAAAAAUAUAUUUUAGAGAAACUUGGUCUAUAGAUUCAGCUCUGAUAGAAUUUGUUAACUAGUAGUUUGAAGACAAAAGCCUUGCCUUAAUUACAGGCCUAUUUUAUUUGAUUUUUUUUAAGCUGAAGAUUUCAUUUCCUUCUACCAUAAAAUAAGCAUAAUAUGAUUUGAUAGUUAUGCUAUGGAAUGUAGAAAGCAAUUAGUAGUUUAUUUAAGAUUUGAACACACUUUUGCAAUGUAUUUUAGCUGUUUCCAAACAAGUAAUCAUAUUUUAUUAGAAAAAUGGUAAUGUAAAAUUCCUUAAUAUACUUUUGGAACUAUUAAUCACAUUUCAAUGCUGCUUUCAGGUGAUUUGUAGUUAAAAUCCCAAAGUAAUAAACAAUUUAUAGUUAUUUUGUUUUGUUACAUGCAAUGUGAAAAGUAUUUUUUUAAGUAAGAAAAUACUUGUGAACUAUAGUGUCUUUAUUUGCAUUGGGAACUUGGUGUCAAGCUGUAAUCUGUUAUUUUAUUGCUAUGUGCUCCAUCUAAAAAAUAAUGCUACUACACUUUGUGGCCAAAGUUACGAGCUGUAUUAUGCCUCUUCUUUUUUUUGACAUGAUAAUUACUUGAUGGCAUUUGUAUAUAAAAACUGUGCAAUAUCUAGUCGUCUUCUGUGACCAUUAUGUUGUGCAUGUUGUGGACUGAAAGAUGCUUCUCUGAAUUCCAUGUUUUUUGCUGUAACCAGUUUGAAAUUUUUAAAGGGUUUACUCAGAGACUAUCUAUUGAAGCCUAUGUAUGUGUUUAGCUUUCUGUGAUGGCUGUUUAGCUUGACCCUCAAUGUACAAAAAAGAGCUUAGAUAUUUAUCUCUAUUUCUUUUUUUUUUUUCCCUUUCUUGUUUUUGCACAUUUUCUUCAUUGCUGUAUUCAUUUUUUGAUGUUGUGGAAAGUCAAAAAAAUUUUUUUUUAUUUAGUUGUCAAAAUAAAAUAAUAUUAAAAUGUAUUUUAAGAUGUAGAACAAGUAAGACAGUAUUAAUAUGGUGAUCUUUCUAUUUAUUUCAAAAGCCUGAUUAUUGCUUUAAUGUUUUCCGCUUGUAAGCCAUGUAUGAUCAGCUGCUAACUUCCAAUGUGAAUUAUUCUUCAUGUGUGAAUCUUAAUCUUCUGACACUCUAAAUUUACAAUCAUGUAAAUGUUAGGACAUAGGUCUGUUUCCAAACCAUGUAACUGAUGAUUAUGAUUUAAAAGUUUAAUUUUCAGUAGCCUACAUACUUAGUAUUCUGUUAAAUUUCUUUGAACUCAAUAUUAUUAGGUUUUUUUAUUGCUUUAUGUCGGUGAAUCCCAAAAUAUGGCCCACAUCCGCCCGCGACGUGGUUUCCUCCACUGGCCUGCCAAAACGUUGGCACAAAGCAUACAGGGAUAACUUUCAGAUAUCCCAUUAAUGAAUGUAAGACUAGAUCCACAGGUUUCUAAUAAAAUUGUUUCAGGCCAAGUUCAUUUCAUUUUUUGUACAUUUUUCGGUCAUGUGGCCCGCGACAUGAGGGCUGGAAAAAUAUUUUGAUCCACAGGUCAAAUUAGGUUGGGCAUCACUGCUUUAUGUUGUUAAGUGUAUUUUUGUGUAACUUUGGCUAUAGGUUUUUAUUGUUUAAAUGUGUACAUUAAAUCAAUCAACGAAAACUUCCAAAUUUUAUCUACAGCCUAAAAAAGCUCAAUAUAAAUGAAAUUUAGUUUCUUUGCAUAUGUCAUAAACAUAGGGUAAUCUUCAGCCUGGUCAUGCAGUAUGUGUGCUAGACUGUUGCUUGCUUGUCUUGGUGAUACCUUGCCCACUGCCAUCCCCCGUCGUCCUGCAGAAGGUUUGGAUUAGCAAGUAGAUUAUCUUCAAUUCUGAAGGAUCAUCCAAAAUGUAAAACAAACAAACAAAAAAAGUAGCAUAAAAUUAACCAUUUUGUAGUCCUAAUACUUUUUAAAAUAAUGAUUUAUUGUCAUUCACUUCUAAUGAAAAUAGUCAACAAGCAAAAAAAGUAUUUUCUGUUUUUUAUAUUAACUUAAAAACAACAACUGAACUACUAGAUAACAAUCUUUGCAAAUAUUUAAAUGUUAUUUACAGAUUCAGAUGUAGGUAGCAAGUAGAUUUUGUGUGCUGUAUGAUAACCUAAGUAUAUUUUAAAUAUAUACAUCUUUUUUUCUAUGUUUGUACCAUUCAGUUUCAUAAAGUAUUUCAAAGCUUUGCAUAAUAGAGAUUCUAUUACUUACUAGUAUCAAUAUUUUUUUCUAGAAGUAUUUUAGCAUAGGAGUAUUUAAAAAGAUGUUUAUUGUGUAUAGUUUAUUUCAUUUAGAACCUAACAUUCAUUGAAUAUUUUAAAAUUUCCCCAGUGAAGCUUAUGACCUAAAUUAUAUUGAUACAAAUACAGAAGAUUGAAUGUGUCCAGGGCUAUAAGAUACUUAUCUAUAACAUACUUAUCAAAGUUGAUUUCUUCCAUUCCAUAGUGUGUCUAUUUCAUCUCAGUGUGUAUUCAAGUGGGAUUUUUUUUGUCUUAGUUAAAAGGAAUAUUUUUAUAUAAACAUUUCGAUGAGAAACAAUGAAAUUUGUCUGCUAUUGUUGAUUUGAAUUUAAAUUAUAUUAUUUAUCAUCCAGAAAUUAUUUGCAUAUUUUUUAUGUUUUCCCUCAUGUAAAUACUAUACAUAUUUAAUGCAAGAUAAAACUAGAUAUGAAUGUUAAUUUUAAUUUUGAUACACUUCAUAUACAUUAAAUACAUGUUCUACAGACA